Molecule: messenger RNA, 2674 nt
Organism: Lathyrus oleraceus (garden pea)
Lineage: Eukaryota; Viridiplantae; Streptophyta; Magnoliopsida; Fabales; Fabaceae
Product: 4-coumarate--CoA ligase-like 6
Exons: 8
Coding region: 1-2220 (739 amino acids)
Biological process (GO): ubiquinone biosynthetic process
Cellular component (GO): peroxisome
Molecular function (GO): CoA-ligase activity
Source: RefSeq, a predicted model, not a curated record
AUGUUGUUCACAAAGGGUUACACUUCUUCCCUAUAUGCCAUUGCUGAGCUAUUUGUUAAAUAUAUUGAAUGCUCAGGUCAAGUUUGUAAUCCUUCCAAAUCCAUUUUGUAUGCAGGUUCCAUGAGUACUGUGAGACAUGGAUUAUUGGCUACCAGGAUUGGUUUCAAGAUGGGGUUUCUUCCUUUUCUUUAUCUCGGGUUUCCUAUUUUCAAAGGAAAGCUCAAAGCUUCUUAUUUUCAACCGGUUGUUGUCAAGAUCAAGAACAAGCUGGCUGCUUGCAAGGUUAAUUUGUUGUCUAUAGAUGGAAGAUUUCAACUGUUUCUAGAUUUAAAGAGAGGAGAGGAUGCAAGUAUUCCAAAUUUCCAACAUGAUGAGUUAUUAUUGUCCUUAGACGUAGCUAUUACGUUCCAAAUUCUCAUAUUCACAUUUCCACAAACACAAAACCUUCAUUCUCAAGCCAACUUUCUUCAUUUCAAUCACACAAUCUCAAUCCUAAAACCAAACGUAGAUACCGUUUUCUGUUUCAUUCAACGUUUUGCUUCACAUCACCAUUCUCUUUUCUCUAACUGUGUCGACAUGACACAGAACACCAUCACUUACCCUCAUUGGUAUUCAUCAAAAACUGGUGUUUACAAUAGUAUUCACUCUCCUGUAAACCUUCCAACCGACCCUUUUGUUGACAUUGUUUCCUUCCUUUUUUCUCAUUCUCAUGAUGGGCUUUUAGCUCUCAUUGAUUCCUCAUCUGGGUCUUCCAUUUCUUACUUAAAGCUGUUACCUUUAGUUAAAACCAUGGCUUCUGGUUUGAACGAAAUGGGUGUGAAACAAGGUGAUGUUGUUUUGCUUUUACUUCCAAAUUCAAUUUACUAUCCUGUUAUACUAUUGGCUGUUCUUUAUUUAGGUGCUGUUUUUACACCAUUGAAUCCUCUUAGUAGUGUUUCUGAAAUUCGCAAGCAGGUUAAUGAGUGUGGUGUGAGUUUUGCUUUUACUGUACCUGAAAAUAUCAAGAAACUAGAGAUAUUAGCCUUUCCUGUUAUUGCUGUGCCAGAAAAUGACAAGGCUUUGAAGAAUGAGUGUUUCUCUUGUUUUUUUAGCCUUAUUUAUGGUAACUUUGAUUUGCCUCAAAGGCCAAUUAUUAAGCAAGAAGAUACUGCUGGUGUGUUGUAUUCUUCUGGGACCACAGGUGGGAGCAAAGGAGUUGUUUUGACUCAUAGAAAUCUUAUUUCUAUGGUUCAGCAUUUUGUAAGAUUUGAAGCUUUGCAAUAUGAAUACUCCUGUUCCAAGAGUGUGUAUCUAGCUGUUUUGCCAAUGUUCCAUGUAUAUGGUUUAUCGCUGUUCGCCGUUGGAUUAUUGUCGUUGGGUUCUACAAUCGUUGUAAUGAGGAAAUUUGAUAUUGAUGAGGUUAUUAAAGUGAUUGUGAAAUAUAAUGUUACACACUUUCCUGUUGUUCCACCGAUGUUAACGGCGUUGACAAUGAAGGCAAAGGGUGUUAAUGGAAGUAAGUUGCAGAGUUUGAGACAGGUCUCCUGUGGUGCAGCGCCUUUGAGCACAGAAGUUAUUAAUGGUUUUGUCCGUGCUUUCCCUGAUGUUGAUUUUAUACAGGGGUAUGGAAUGACAGAGUCGACCGCGGUAGGAACACGGGGCUUCAAUACUGAAAAAUUUCACAACUAUUCUUCAAUAGGAUUGUUAGCUCCAAACAUGGAGGCAAAAGUUGUAGACUGGAUCAAUGGUGCCCUUUUGCCCCCAGGCAGCAGCGGCGAGCUUUGGUUGAGAGGGCCUUCGAUCAUGAGAGGAUACUUGAAUAACAAGGAAGCUACAAUGUCAACAAUCGAUAAAGAUGGUUGGCUACGAACUGGAGAUAUUGUUUAUUUUGAUCAAGAUGGAUAUGUACAUUUGUCUGACCGUUUGAAAGACAUUAUCAAAUACAAGGGUUUUCAGAUUGCUCCUGCUGAUUUAGAAGCUGUGUUAAUUUUGCAUCCGGAAAUAGUUGAUGUUGCUGUUACAGCUGCCAAAGAUGAAGAAAUCGGGGAGAUUCCAGUUGCAUUUGUGGUCAAGAAGGUUGGAAGUCCACUUUCUCCGAAGCAUGUUAUUGAUUACGUUGCCAAACAGGUUGCUCCAUACAAGAAGGUUCGUAAAGUUUUCUUCACCAACAAGAUACCAAGGUCUCCGACUGGGAAGAUCCUCCGAAGAGAACUCACACAUUGCUUGAAUUCUAAACUCUAAAGAUUUUUUUUAGCACGAUACUGAAAAUUACCGGAGACGAUACAUAGGUUUGUCAUAACAUGAAAUCGGUCGACUAUAAUUUUUUUUAGAGUAUAUGCAUCAUGAGUAUAUCAAAGAGUAGGAGACCCAGAAAAACACCUUGAAUCAAACAUUAGGUCUUAAUAUUAAGUUACCAAUUUUUUUAUUCUGCACAUCUUAUUUAUUUAUGAAUAACAAAGACUAGAAGUCCAAAAAACACCUUUAAUCACUUAUAAUAAGAGAGAGAUCCUAUGUGUCAGUUGGAAAUAAAAGAUAAUGGGUGUGAUUGAGGGACAAGAAAACUAUUUAUUUCUAUGUUCAAAGUGGUUAUAGAGAUUCAAUAUUGAAUUUAUUGGGAACUAGAAUGUACUGCUUUCUUGGUUUAUGUUGUUUAUGUUCUUGGGUUUUAUGCUGAAAUGUUUGAGUUUAUAGGUUU